CGUACGCGGGCGGGGCGCAGGGCGCGCGAAGGGCGAACAGGGGUCAUACGAGGCCGCAGAGGGCGGAACAUGUUGAUCGCGGGAAAACGAGCGAAAACGGACGGCAAAAGCGUAUGAGCGGUUUGUGGGCCGUCUAUUUGGACUCCUCUAACGCUCGGGUGCGGUCCGUCCCCCAGCAGCCACCGGCUUGCUUCCUCCAGCCUGCUCGCCGUCUUCCUCCUCGCCGUUGACGACGCCCUCCCGCACAGCGUCCGAGGCCAUCUCCCCCACCCUCGCCCAUCCUCCAGAACCGCCCAUCGGCGAGCGCGGCGCGUCCGUACCGGGUCUUGACCCAUCCCAUCACUGUCAUCUGAGGAGUCCUAUGGAACUCCCGACAUCGCAGGUGCGAGCGUACAACGAACAUACUAGUCGUCCGUGGUCGCCUCAAGGCCGGCCGACCGUGAACACCGCGGGCCUUCCCCACCCCGCCUCAUCCGCCCCAUCUGUCGAGACCAGCCCACACCCGUCCUCGGUCUCACACUCUGCACACGCCUCUCCUUGGCUUCAGCACAUCUCUCUUUCCGCCUCCAAUCAGCCGCCCUCUGUACCGUCGAUGUUGCAGCAUUCUGUCCCUCCGCCGCCCCAUCCUGGCGAUACCUCGGUGCAGCACGGUUCGGUGUCGAACAUGCCCAAUCACGACUGGGGGAACAUGUUUUCUUCACCUCUCGAUCCCUCUACAUUCCAUGCCCUAGCGGCAUCAGGCGUCCUGCCGCCCGCCAACGGAGGUGUGCCGUCCAGCCUUCCCGCGCGCUCUGUACGUUCGCCGAAUGAAUUCUCGGCUAAUGUUCGCAUCCCACCUCUCAAUACGAAGGACAUUGGCCGGCCUGGCGCCGGUCAAGGUUUGCCAGGGCACUGGUCGAAUGCGCCAUCUCCGUACUCUUCCACGCCCUCAACAUCUCAGAGAGCUUCGCCACAACAUUUCAGGCCAGGGUCGGGUAGCCAGCCCUAUGGUAAGCGCAGAUCCCCCGUAAACGGACUGCCUCAGUAUGGACCCAUCGCCAUGCCUCCGUCGGGCUCCUCGAUGGCAAACUCGCACCCCUACGAGAAUCACAGGAUUCAGGACGGCCGUGAUGGCGGGCCCCACAGCCGGCGUAGCUCGCUCAGCCAUCAGCUCAACGGCCCCGGCCUCCCUGGCCCGCCUGGUCACUACGACAUCCCGCUCGGUCCCAUGAACGACGGGCACCUCGACACGUUCUCCGCCUCCUUCCCAUCCGCACCGUCGUCACUCGAUUUCGGCGGGAGCGUACACCACUCGAACGAGCGCUCUAAUGCCUCGCUGCCGCCCUCCCUCUGGAUGUCCCCCGCAUCGGUGCCCUCAUCCAUUCCCUCAUCUUCUCUGCACCUCACGGGUCCCUCCUACCCGCCGCUCACCCAGAUCACCGUCCCACGGCACGGAUCAAUCUCCGACUCCCUCGGCGGUUCUACGCAGAGCCCGACGAGCCUCUCGUUCUACGGCGACUCUGCAAAGUCCUCAGCACCGACGUCUGCGAGCAGUCCCAAGGCGAAGAUGCUGUCAGAUCUGUUCACCGACGACUUCUUCCCGCACGCAUCCCCGCUCGAAACCGCACGCCCACAGAAUUUCCCGUCUCCCCGCCUGUCUGGCUCACCAGACUUGAAGGCGGCAGAGCUCGCCGCCGGCGAGACGGAUCCCGAGAUACUGCAGAGGGACGAUCCGCUCGCGACCCAAGUUUGGAAGAUGUAUGCGCGGACGAAGGCGACGCUGCCACACGCACAGCGCAUGGAGAACAUCACUUGGCGAAUGAUGGCGCUAGCGUUGAAGAAGAAGAAGGAGGACGAGGAGAGAAUAGCGCGGGGAGAGCAGCCGCUCAACGAGGGACUGAACGUUGACGGAAGCAACGUGGAUAUAGACAAGGUUCAAGAGGAGGCAGAAGAACGAGGGAGGCCGGUUGACAAGGGCACGACGCGGGUCAAGGUCGUCGGCUUUGAUGGCGCCAACCAGGACGGCAUUGACGAUAAUGACGAUGUUGUGCCUAUGGACUGGCGAGCCAUGAGCAGGUCGCGCUCUCGAGUGCCCAUGGACUGGCGGCCUGCCAGCCGGUCGAGGUCAAGGCCUCCCAUGAUGGGCAUUCAAUCGGCUGAUCAGAGCGCCAUCAAGUUCCCGACAGGGUCUCCUCACAAGGGCUCUUCAUCGUCUACAAUACCAAUCCCGGGCGCUUCAUCAUCGCGCCUAGGGAUCUCCGCAGUGCUGGAAACCAGCGAGCCUGACCCAACACCCUCGUUCUCAGCUACCGACAGUCCGCCCGCGCAUCCCUCCUCGCUCCCAGCGAGCGGACUGCUGUCGCGAAUAUCUGCCUCAGGUGCCGCAUCGCCGGAGCACCGUGCGUUCCCGAAGCACGUGCGCAAGACGAGCUUCGACCAUACCGUCGCGCGAGAAGGCAUCUUCAACGGGGUAAGUGGUCGCCAUCAGGUCAACGGAAAGCCACUGUCCCCUGAGUCUCUUCUUGGCUUGAAGCGCCGCGCAGAAGGGCCCCAUGCAGAGAGCAUGCUUCGCGGCGACCAGGUCAACGUGCUCCCACAUCCAGAUCGCAUCGACGCACAUGAGCCUGAACUGUUCCGGCGCAACAGCCCUCCGUUCCCUUCGUCUUCGUUCAGUUUCAACUUCCCCUCCUCAUAUGAUACCUCCUAUGAUAUGUUUGGCGCAACCCAUACCCUACCGCCCCCAAAUAUCCCAGCGUCUUUGCCACCACUCAAGGGUAUCCGCUCUCCCGACCUGUCCUUCCACGAUCCUCUGCGUGUGUCCAUCCCUAGUGGUUUCUCACCUGCCGUUGGCCCAGGCGGUGAAGGUCUUUCCGCGCCCGCUCUUGCUGCCUCCCACGCUGUGGCGGAAGGCUUCGCCCAAUUAAACCACACCAGCUUCGGGGCUAUCGAGGACUCGUCUCUUGAUUACAACCACCUUGCAGGCAUGAUGUACCCUGGCCUUGAUAAUGGCCUCGCCGUCGGGCCCUACACCCACGUCGAUCCUCACCAGAUUCUCCCUCUUGACACAGACGGUGGCUUCCAGAGCUUCCAUCCUAGUCCGUCGAGUGAUGGCUGGGGCAACGGUGUGAACUCGAGCUCGAAUGCUUCUCCAGAACCCUACAACCACUCGAACGCCUCGACGCCGCCGUCCGCAGAUCAUCAGGGUCAGCGCAACCAACCCCGGAAGAUCGCCUCGUCGAAGCGAGUACAAGACUCCGCACGUAAUGGUAAUCGGAAGAAUAGUCCUGAGGUCGGGCGCAAUGGGAACGGCGAGGAGGAUGCGAACCCGACUGUGUGCACCAAUUGCCAGACGACGAAUACGCCUUUGUGGAGAAGAGAUCCUGAGGGACAGCCGCUAUGCAACGCAUGCGGCCUAUUCUUUAAACUGCAUGGUGUGGUUCGACCGUUAUCGCUUAAGACAGACGUGAUUAAGAAGCGGAACCGCGCUUCGGGGACGCCACACGGAGCGUCGCGCAAGGGCUCUGCUGGGCUGCCGAAGAUUACGUCCUCAGCCAGUCGACCGCGUGCUGCGACCACGAGCUCGAUGCCGAUGGGCCUGCAUGGCUCUCGACUGUCGCCCACCGCUCGGAUUGGUGCCGGCGCCGCGAACAACAUGUCUAUGAAGCGGCAGAGACGGACUUCCACGAGCGUAGCAAUGCAGGCGUCGUCUGGUCGCAAGCCAGGCGAUGAGGGCAUUGGUGCGUAGUACUGUAUUAUAAUGUGUGUCGGAAGUCGUCUCUGCCAUCCCUCUUUCAUCUCUGACGUGGUGUGAUGCCUAUGCUUGUAUCUUCCGCUUAGAUCUUGUAGCAGUCCGCUCCGAGCUCUGAUUGCCUUUGAUUAUCCGUCGUCCUUACCAUGCUUCCUGUUGUCACGAGGGUAUGUCAAUGUGUGUACGAUCGCCAGUAGAGUCCAUAGAUUAUUGUUUCACCAGAGCUCGACCACUCGGAUCCUGUCUUUGUGCAAUCGAUGAAACGUGUAUUGCCUAACAUCGCUCUCUUGCUGUGUACAUAUAUGCUUUGAGUUGAGCUUCGCUGUAUAACAGUCUGCCUUUCAAUGAUGAUCCCUGACACGACGAAUCACG
Fomitopsis serialis is the source of this 4099-nucleotide messenger RNA. RefSeq lists its product as uncharacterized. The transcript is spliced from 6 exons. The record is from RefSeq and is a predicted model, not a curated record. Gene Ontology annotation, biological process: negative regulation of transcription by RNA polymerase II; positive regulation of transcription by RNA polymerase II. NCBI's taxonomy places the organism in Eukaryota, Fungi, Basidiomycota, Agaricomycetes, Polyporales, Fomitopsidaceae. Gene Ontology annotation, molecular function: zinc ion binding; RNA polymerase II cis-regulatory region sequence-specific DNA binding; DNA-binding transcription factor activity, RNA polymerase II-specific. Bases 362 to 3724 code for a protein of 1120 amino acids.